AAAAUUAGUAUUGGUAAACUUGUUUCUGUCUUAGAAGCCUACUUUAUUCUCUGCACUCAUGGGACAGCAGAUUAAUCAUUCAAUUAUCUUCUCUGGAAACCUCCUAUCGGCCUCCAUUAACUUAAAGAGGAGGACCUAGUAUAAAGACUAGAACUUCCCACUAGACCUUAGAUCUCUCUAGGCUUCCAAAUGUAUCAUCGAUAAGGAAUGUAUUGCCCUGGACAACUCCUCCCUCAUAAAACCCACCUUGUUGGUAAAACUAAAUGAGAAUUUAAUUAUUAACCACAAUCCUAAACAUAAAUGCAUAUCUUUGGAGACAUUUGGUAUCUGUUUAGUAUCAUUAUUUCAAUAAAAUAUGUAAGCAGCCUUUUAUCAGGUCUCCUAUGCUGCAUCUGGGAAAGAGCAUAUAAAACUUAAGUGGUUCUUAAUAGCUGUACAAAAGUAAGGUGAAAAUAUGUUUAUAAUUAUCACUGUCCCAUCUGUUCUCUACUUGUGCCAGGCUGGUCUCGGAAGGGUUGUUAAAAAUGUAGCUACUUCUCUAAAAUGGCUUUCCAUUUUCUGCCUCUCUGGCUAUCCUUCCACUCUGUGUUGAAGUUCUGAGUCUUCACUAAUUCCUGGCAAUUUUAUUUCUUCGUUUAUAUUCUUAUAUUUACAGGUGAAUUUGUGCCCCCCCUCCCCUCCGACAUAUCAAUUGGAUGCAGUGCUUUUCAUGAUGACUACUAGCAGAGAAAAUCCCUCUUCCAGCAGCUAUUUAGAGGAAAGUGAUUGAAGGAGAACUUGGAUGGCAACUGCAUGAUUGAAACUGUCCAAAGUCAAGUGUCUCUUCUUUCAACUAAAGUUAGCGUAUCCAGGCUAUAAAGUGUGAUUGAAUCGAACAUCUAUUUGGCUGAUCCUCAUCAUGAACCGUGCUUUUAGCAGAAAGAAAGACAAAACAUGGAUGCAUACGCCUGAAGCUUUAUCAAAACAUUAUAUUCCCUAUAAUGCAAAGUUUCUUGGCAGUACAGAAGUGGAGCAGCCCAAAGGAACAGAAGUUGUCAGAGAUGCUGUAAGAAAACUAAAGUUUGCAAGACACAUCAAGAAGUCUGAAGGCCAGAAAAUUCCUAAAGUUGAGUUGCAAAUAUCAAUUUAUGGAGUAAAAAUUCUAGAACCCAAAACAAAGGAAGUCCAACACAAUUGCCAGCUUCAUAGAAUAUCAUUUUGUGCAGAUGAUAAAACCGACAAGAGGAUAUUCACUUUCAUAUGCAAAGAUUCUGAGUCAAAUAAACAUUUGUGCUAUGUAUUUGACAGUGAAAAGUGUGCUGAAGAGAUAACUUUAACAAUUGGCCAAGCAUUCAACCUGGCAUACAGGAAAUUUCUAGAAUCUGGAGGAAAAGAUGUUGAAACAAGAAAACAGAUUGCAGGGUUACAGAAAAGAAUUCAAGACUUAGAGACAGAAAAUAUGGAACUUAAAAACAAAGUACAAGAUUUGGAAAACCAGUUAAGAAUAACCCAGGUAUCAACAUCUCCACAGUUGCCCUGGAUAAGCACUACGGCAACAGAGAAGAAGGCAGGCAGUGUGUCACCUAAGUCACCCUCCACUGACAUCUUUGAUAUGAUUCCAUUUUCUCCAACAUCACACCAGUCUUCAGUACCUACUCCCAACGGCACACAGCCACCUCCAGUACCUAGCAGAUCUACCGAAAUUAAACGGGACUUGUUUGGAGCAGAACCUUUUGACCCGUUUAAUUGUGGAGCAGGGGAUUUCCCUCCAGAUAUUCAAUCAAAAUUAGAUGAAAUGCAGGAGGGGUUCAAAAUGGGACUAACUCUUGAAGGCACAGUAUUUUGUCUCGACCCAUUAGAUAGCAGGUGCUGAUGUCAAGAAAAGAAUUCCUGAUUCAUGUUAAAUUUAUUUUUAUCUACAUACCUAUAUCAUUCGCUAUUACUUUAUGACAGGUCUUAUACAUGUGCCAAUAUAUUUUUUAAUAUCUUCACUUUCUGAAAAUUAUUCCAGUAAAAUUUUCUUAUACAUUCACUGUUGGUCUGUAACAUUUUAUUUUAAAAGCAACUCACUGUAUUCUUUUAUGUUCAUUUCUGUUGUAGAAGAAUUUUUAAUCAAAAGACAAAUUAUCCAAAUAUCUAUCUUGUGUUUGAGUUCUAAAUAGUUAGCAUCUUGAAAUUUGUGUUCAUACUCCAGGCUGCUAGUUUAUUAUUGAUUUCCCAAAAGCCAUACCUUAAUGAUACCUUUUAAAGUCCUACAAAGAUAUACCAAUGCCAAACUGAAUACUGUAUUCAAACUAAUAAACAUGUUACCAUUCAUUAGACAAAUGUCAUUUUAUGUAUGAAGUGUUGUUUCAUAUCAUUGAAAAAAUGUAAACUUUGAAUAUAAUGCCACCAGGUGAUUUUUAGUAGAAGUAACAAAAAUAUAAAUUCUUAUAAUAAACCAAAUGUAUUUAGAGUAUUAGUAAAUGCAAGGUAAUAAAGUUAGUCAUUAUCAUCAGUUAUACUCUAAAUAUUUUAUUUAUUUCAUAAAUAUUGUGGAAAAAAUUAAAAUUUGCUAUUUACAAAACACAUAAAAUUUAAUUUCUAAUGAGAUAAGUUACAUUACUAAACAUAUAAAUAUCAUUUGAUCUCAUGUUUCCUGAAAAAGCUUUUGGAAUGUAUGCUGUCUAUAGUUGGAGUGUCUGUUACUCAUAUUUACUUUACCAAAUAUAUUUUUUUGUCUCAAAAUAUUGUGAUGUCCCAUUAGUUUUGAUACUGUAAAACCUAUGGCAACUAUUCUUCAUCAAUAUUCAUCACUAUCAUCAAUAUCAAUUCAUUCAUCAAUAUCAUCAAUAUUAUUUAGCAAAUUUAAUUUUUUGUUGUUAAAGUUAGAAUCUCAUUUUUUCACAAAAAUCAAGUUGCUGCUCAGUUUAGUCUUUAACAUGAAUAAUAUUUUUCGCUCAGUGCAACAAAAAUUUAUGGUCAAAACUUAUAAUUUGGUUCAUCACAAUGUAAGAAAAAUAAAUUAAUGAGGUUAGAUUGCGGGUACAUCUCAAAAUCAGAUUUUUCUUUUCUUUUACUCUUGGAAAUUUUCUUCAAAUGCUAAAGGUACAUUUUCACUAGGAAAAGAAACCAAAUAGCUUAUGCAAUAGUAUACUUGUAUGUAUCUCCAUAAUGUUCUAUGAUAUAUAUAUAUAAACUUUCUUGUUUGUUUUCUGGUAUCUGUUAAGUUGUCCUUAAUUAGAGGUAGUAUAUGUUUCAUAAAGAAAUGUGUUUAUAAUUUUGUUUGUCAUAUAGUAUUUUGGAAUUUGUAUAAUGAGGACGUUUAGAAGCCAUAUCGAUGGCUUUUUUUUAACAGAUAGAAUUUGUAUUUUUAUUGUACUUUAAAAAGCUUUAUGUAAUAGUUAUAUAUUUAGUGGCCAUUUAUUAUCAAUGGUAACACAAUAGAAUACUUAAGAUGAUAUUUGCACAUUUAAGAUACAUUACUUUACCAAUUUUUAAUGGUAAUCAGGUAAUCGAUUCUGCUACUGGCAUGAUUAAACAGUCCAUAAUUGGUCAUUAAUUAUGAAAAUUUGUUUCACCAGUGUGUUUUUAUGAAGAUCCAGUGGAAAAUUGUAUUUCUAUGUAAACUCAAUGAUAUGUUUGAUUUUGCUGAGAAUAAAUGAUUUUAAUUAAAUUAAACUGUA
Molecule: messenger RNA, 3644 nt
Organism: Miniopterus natalensis
Lineage: Eukaryota; Metazoa; Chordata; Mammalia; Chiroptera; Miniopteridae
Gene: GULP1
Product: GULP PTB domain containing engulfment adaptor 1
Source: RefSeq, a predicted model, not a curated record